Molecule: messenger RNA, 1860 nt
Organism: Mucor mucedo
Lineage: Eukaryota; Fungi; Mucoromycota; Mucoromycetes; Mucorales; Mucoraceae
Product: kinase-like domain-containing protein
Exons: 8
Coding region: 68-1858 (596 amino acids)
Biological process (GO): protein phosphorylation; intracellular signal transduction
Cellular component (GO): cytoplasm; nucleus
Molecular function (GO): protein serine/threonine kinase activity; ATP binding
Source: RefSeq, a predicted model, not a curated record
CUCACCCCCACACCUUUUUUUUUUGUUUUUUUUGUUUUUUUUGUUUUGUUUAUUACAUACUACUAUAAUGACACACUUGGGCUCACCACAUGAUGCAUAUGACUUUAUUGAACAAAUUGGAGAUGGUUCUUUUGGAACAGUACAUAAAGCAAAGAACAAGAUUAGCCACAAGCUUGUUGCAGUCAAAGUCAUGAAGAAGAAAUAUAGCUGCAUUGAAGAAUGCCAAGGGCAAUUUGAACCCAAGUUGCUUGUAUUACUUCCAUCUCAUUUAAACAUUGUUCAACUCUACGAUAGUUUUCUCUCGCCCAAUUGCGAUUUAUCUUUUAUUAUGGAAUAUAUGGAUGGUGGCAACCUCUACCAGUUAAUGAGAGAGCGUCGACAUCAUUCACUUCCCUUUAACCACUGUGAAUUAAGAAACAUACUGCAUCAGAUAUUAUCAGCUGUAUCUCAUAUUCAUCAUCAUCAAGUAUUUCAUCGAGACAUGAAACCUGAGAAUUUAUUAUUGGAUUAUAAAACGGGACGACCCAUUAUCAAGUUAGCAGACUUUGGAUUAGCUCGAGAGUUAAAAAGUCGACCACCUUACACAGAAUAUGUGAGCACACGAUGGUACCGAGCGCCCGAGGUCUUGCUUCGAUCUACGGAAUAUUCAGCACCUGUGGAUUUAUGGGCAAUUGGAGCCAUUUUUGCCGAAUUGAUUACAUUAGAGCCUUUAUUUCCGGGUGAAUCUGAAAUUGAUCAGAUUUAUCGUAUUUGUGAAAUCCUGGGAAGUCCCGGGAAUAAACUUGGAAUUGAUGUGGGUCAAAAGCAAAAGUUGUCCCGGCAAGGAGAAAAACGGGCCAGUCCCGGUUUUGCUAGAAAGAAAGUCAAGGAGGUUCCCACCGUCACUACUGCCUCUACACUUUCUCUUGAAGACGGUGGUGGUGAAUGGAAAGAAGGUGUACGUUUAGCCUAUAAGAUUGGCUUCAAGUUCCCUCAGCUGGAGCCAAAACCGUUAGAGUCGGUGGUACCUAAUGCAACCGAGUCCAUGUUGGAUCUGAUUCGACACUUUUUAUUCUUUAACCCAAGCCAAAGAUGGUCUGCAGAUCAUGCACUGGGACAUGCCUUCUUUUCUGAAGUAGAUGAGCCUGUUCACCUUCCUACCUUUAUGGAACCCAUUACCCCACCUGAUAAAUAUGCUCAUUCGGUCAGUACCACACCUAACUGUAAGCCGCCCAUUACACCUUUGGACCUACUUACGACACCUCAAUCACCUUAUCAAGUCUGUCCCGACUGGAACACGGAUCGACCCGUAUCACGUUAUGGACGUCUCUGUUCUGCCAUCAAGGACGCACCCGAGACGACCACCGAAACAGGAUGGCAUGCCCAACAAUCAAGGCCGAUUUAUAGCUCACAUCAAAAGAUUCAUCCUGUCACGGAUCGUCCUAAUUCAAUAACAGCCACCGUCGCACCCAAACGUUACUCGGAUGAAUUUAUGGGACAUACCCAUCGACACCUUCAUCAUCAUCAUGAUCAUUUACUUCAUAAUCCAACAACACCGUUUAUGGAGCGUAUACCCCAUUAUGGUAGUCAAUUGGUGAAGUGGGCUCCACCCCGUUUACAUUAUCAUCAGCCUUCCAUUGUGGUAGAUCCCGAACUAUCACGACCCGAAAGUCGACGAUGCCGUAGUCCCGCACCUUUUUCAUCUCAACUGAUGAAGCAUAAAUAUACGACGACGACGCAUACAGCACAAUCCACCUAUCGUAAUUCGACCUCGCAUCGAUUUAAUUUGUGGGUACCUGAAACUGAGGAAGAGGAAGAGGAAGAAGAAGUUGCCGAACCAUUUGAUAGGUCUGUUUUCUUACCCAUGGCACUACAAUAAGU